Messenger RNA from Aspergillus nomiae NRRL 13137, 888 nucleotides. RefSeq lists its product as uncharacterized. The transcript has 2 exons. Gene Ontology annotation, biological process: regulation of DNA-templated transcription. NCBI's taxonomy places the organism in Eukaryota, Fungi, Ascomycota, Eurotiomycetes, Eurotiales, Aspergillaceae. Bases 1 to 888 code for a protein of 295 amino acids. The record is from RefSeq and is a predicted model, not a curated record. Gene Ontology annotation, molecular function: protein binding; DNA-binding transcription factor activity.
AUGGAAGACAUCAACACCAUGGACAUCCUCGACCCGGUCGACCGCCGCCGCGCACAAAACCGUCUAGCACAACGCCGUUUUCGAAAACGCUGUCAGCAAAGGCUCCGACAAAGCGUGGCUAUCCAGACCGAAGCUGCUUCGACAUCUGAACCCUGUUCAUCGUGUACGGCCGGAGACACGGCACCACAUUUCCUUACCUUACAAUCGGACAUCCUCCCGGACGCCACCAAAGAACCCGAGCAUUCACUGUUCUCCGACCACAUUGACACCUUCCUCAUCCCGGACCACAUCUUCCCACCCACGCCCGAACAUACCCAUCUCUCCGACACAGUCACAUCGUCGUCGUCGGGCGACGGGGAUAACAGAGGCCCAUUGAUAGGUGUAGAGGCACAUCCAGACACGGUGAACCACAUCGAAGGCAACACCGGGCCUACGGGAGUUCCACGCGCCGCCUCCGCGCCCACCGCCAGCUGGAAAAGCCCGCUGCACGUCGCCGCGCAGGAAGGUUAUGGGGGCAUUGUCCAAUUGUUGCUCGAGCAUAACGCCGACUGUAACGAGAAGGAUAGCGAGGGCCUGACCCCGCUGGCACACGCGAUCCGGGGCGAUCAUGAGGCGGCCGUCCGCCUGCUGCUCUCCCACGGCGCUCGGCUCGACUACACAGACGGCCCGGGCUGCUCGGUGUUCCACUGUGCGGUCAUCCAUCGUCGGGAGGCCCUCCUGCGUCUGUUUGCCACCCAUUGUGCCGCCAAUCUGGCCUUGCUGGACGCCUUGGAUGUGGAGGGCAUGACGCCGCUGCACCGGGCGGUCGUCACAAAUUUCGAAGCCGGCGUGCGCAUAUUACUGCAUCACGGUGCCAGUGUGCAUCAUCGAGCCCAAAACGGCCAAUAG